UAUUUUUGCUAAACCGCAACCUUCGCUGCGCCAUCUGCAGCUAUCUAUCAAACCUCCAGGAAUUUUUAUAUGCACAGCGCAGAUCUAUUAAUUUAAAAAUUAAAUAAAUCAUUUAUUAAACUUGCCAUAAUGGCCGUAAGAAUUAUCAGGCAAUUUGCCACCACAAAGCAAAAUGCGCGUCACUAUUCUAGUCAAAUAAGGAAAUGUACAAUCAUUCCUGGAGAUGGUAUAGGCCCCGAAAUUUCCACUGCAGUUCAGAAAAUUUUCGCAGUUGCUAAAGUACCCAUCGAAUGGGAAAGUGUUGAUGUGACACCUGUGCGUGGUCCGGAUGGUAAAUUUGGUAUACCACAAGAAGCUAUCGAUUCGGUAAAUCGUAAUAAAAUUGGCCUGAAAGGCCCACUUAUGACUCCUGUAGGAAAAGGACAUAGAUCACUGAAUCUUGCACUCCGCAAAGAAUUUAGUCUUUAUGCAAACGUAAGACCUUGUCGUUCAUUAGAAGGAUAUAAGACAUUGUACGAUAAUGUUGAUGUGGUAACUAUCAGAGAAAACACGGAAGGUGAAUAUUCUGGCAUUGAACACGAAAUUGUUGACGGCGUUGUUCAAAGUAUUAAAUUAAUCACAGAAGAUGCUUCCAGAAGAGUUGCCGAAUUUGCGUUUAAAUAUACUAAGGAGAACAAACGUCGUAAACUUACUGCUGUGCAUAAGGCCAAUAUUAUGAGAAUGUCUGAUGGACUGUUCUUAAGGUGUUGUCGUGAUACGGCAGAAAAGUUUCCUGAUGUUAAGUUUGAAGAAAAAUAUUUAGAUACUGUCUGUCUUAAUAUGGUGCAAGAUCCCUCGCAAUAUGACGUAUUGGUAAUGCCAAAUUUAUAUGGAGAUAUUCUUUCAGAUAUGUGUGCCGGUCUUGUUGGUGGAUUAGGAUUAACACCAUCGGGAAAUAUUGGCAUUAACGGUGCACUAUUUGAAUCUGUACAUGGAACUGCACCUGAUAUCGCAGGUAAAGACUUGGCUAACCCAACUGCCCUUUUAUUAUCAGCUGUAAUGAUGCUCAAGUAUAUGGGUUUAAAUGAACAGGCAGAUAGGAUACAAUUGGCUUGUUUUAAUACAAUCAAAGAAGCUAAAUAUUUGACAGGUGACUUAGGUGGAAAAUCAAAAUGUUCUGAAUUCACCAAUGAGAUAUGUAACAAGUUGUAAGAAUUUAUGUCAAAUCAAGAUUAAGUAGCAAACAGUGUUGUAACGAUAUUCUUCAUUUGUGAGUAAUUUACUUAAUCAUACCAAUUAUACACACAAUAUUUAUUUAUUAGUUUAGUGCUUGUGUUACCAUAUUGUGCAGUAUUAAAUAAAGGUUCCAGAUCAA
Messenger RNA from Photinus pyralis (common eastern firefly), 1354 nucleotides. It is a transcript of the gene Idh3a, whose product is annotated as probable isocitrate dehydrogenase [NAD] subunit alpha, mitochondrial. The transcript has 6 exons. The coding region runs from base 130 to 1191 and encodes 353 amino acids. Gene Ontology annotation, molecular function: magnesium ion binding; isocitrate dehydrogenase (NAD+) activity; NAD binding. The record is from RefSeq and is a predicted model, not a curated record. Gene Ontology annotation, cellular component: mitochondrion. NCBI's taxonomy places the organism in Eukaryota, Metazoa, Arthropoda, Insecta, Coleoptera, Lampyridae. Gene Ontology annotation, biological process: isocitrate metabolic process; tricarboxylic acid cycle.